Messenger RNA from Raphanus sativus (radish), 1718 nucleotides. Its product is annotated as F-box protein At5g51380-like. Lineage: Eukaryota; Viridiplantae; Streptophyta; Magnoliopsida; Brassicales; Brassicaceae. The coding region runs from base 195 to 1502 and encodes 435 amino acids. Gene Ontology annotation, biological process: SCF-dependent proteasomal ubiquitin-dependent protein catabolic process. The record is from RefSeq and is a predicted model, not a curated record. Gene Ontology annotation, molecular function: protein binding. The transcript has a single exon. Gene Ontology annotation, cellular component: SCF ubiquitin ligase complex.
CUUUUUUGAGAAAAAACUUGAUAAUUCCGAACAUGUGUCAAAGUUGAGAGGAAGGCAAAAGCUGUUAGGGCAAACGGUGAGAACUAAGAAGUAGUUAAAAUUUUUGAAAUGUUAAAAGUCAGAAAUUGAAAUCAGAACAAACCCUAAGAAAGAAAAAUGUCAGAAUUCCCCUAAAUUCUCUCUCUUCAUCGAACAUGCACAACCACCACAGUCGCGAUUCCAAUUCCGACAUCGAUUUCAGCUCCCUCCUCUCCGACCAGCUUCUCCUCCGCGUAUUCUCCAAGCUUCCCAUAUCUCACCACCUCACCACUUCACUCGUCUGCAAGCGUUGGCUGUUUCUUCACGGCCGCUUGGUUCCAUCUCUCAAGCUCCUCGACUGGCGCUUUCUCGAGUCCGGUCGCCUUUUCGCGCGCUUCCCUCUUCUCACCGAAAUCGACACCGUCCCUAGCUCAUGUAUCCUCCGCCACAACGCCCCAAACUCGGGCGUCUUGCUGACCUCUAAACCCUCCUUCUCCUUCUCUCUUCCUAUCCAUGAUGAUGACCUCUCUCCCCUCGACCCCGACAGGAUCCAUCAAGGACUCCAACUGAUCGCCCAAAACUACCCCAAUUUGAGGAGAAUCUCUCUCUUCGGCGCGAGCGAACACGCGCUGGCCACUCUGUCCAGCGCGUGUCGCACAUUGCAGGAGCUGGAGCUCCACUCCUGCGGAGAUUUAUCCUUAAAGGGCGUUUCGGGAUGCGCUAAUCUUCAGGUGAUGAAGCUGACAGCAAGGACGACGGGUGGGCUUUACGCUUCCUCCGUCAUGGUGUCAGACAUCGGGUUAACCAUCCUAGCGCAGAACUGCAAGAGGCUAGUGAAGCUGGAGCUGAGCGGCGGCUGCGAAGGAAGCUACGACGGUGUCAAGGCCAUUGGGGAGUGCUGCCAGAUGCUCGAGGAGUUGACUCUUCAAGACCAUAGGAUGGAUGGCGGUUGGUUGGCUGCUCUCUCUUUCUGCGCCAACCUCAAGACGCUGAAGCUCCGGUCUUGCAGGGCGAUCGAUUCUGAUCCCGGCCUCGACGAGCAUCUCGGUGUCUGUCCUAUGCUCCAGGAGCUGCACUUGGAACGGUGUCACGUGAGGGAUACGAAGAGCGCUAAAUCUUUGUUUCUUGUUUGUGGCCGUGUUAGGGAGAUCGUGCUGCGUAGCUGCUGGGGUCUCCGAGAUGAUUUGUUUGCAUUUGCCUCGGUGUGUAGGAGAGUGAAGCUUCUUUAUCUCGAGCAUUGCUCGUUGCUGACGACGGGAGGUUUAGAAUCGGUGCUUCUUUCGUGGAAGGGUUUAGAAAGACUAACGGUAGUCUCGUGUAGUAAGAUAAAAGACAAGGAAGUUACUCCGGAGCUUGCUUCUCUUUUCUCUGUGCUGAAAGAGCUCAAGUGGAGACCCGAUACGAGAUCUUUGCUGUCGGCUGAUCUUGAGGGUGUCGGAAUGUGGAGAAAAGGCGGUAAGUUUUUCACCGGUUUAAAGGGUUGAAGUGGAGAGGUUCGCACAGGAACAGUGUUGUUAUCUGAACAAUGCAUGGUCUUUCCUCGUUGUAAAUGUUGUAACUCUUCUCGUACGCCUUGGAUUUUGAAGGCAUAAUACGGGUUAACUUGUCUUAGUGUACUCUUUAUACUAGUGUUGAUGGAAACUUAAAAUAAUACGCACACCAAGUGAAUAAAACAUAUCCCUCUUUGGGAUUUUUAGUUC